GUAAACUUUAAUCUUGAAGAUGAUAUAUAGGCUAGCAUUUAGCAAUUAAGUAAACUUUAAUCUUGAAGAUGGCUAUCAUUAAUUUUGCUUCUAAAACUAUAAUCCUUCUCUCAUUUUUUCUACUUGUUCUUAUUUCUUACUCAUUGCCAUUGUCAACAAACAAAAGAUGGAUAAUUGAUGCAAAAUCAGGCGAACGUGUGAAGCUAGCUUGUGUCACAUGGGCUUCUCAUAUGGAACCAAUGUUAGCCGAAGGUCUAGACAAGAAGCCAUUAAGCUACUUAGCUUCUAAAUUAUCUAACCAUCGCUUCAACUGUGUUCGACUCACAUGGGCGUCUUACAUGUUCACUCGCUACCAUAAGCUCAGCGUGGCUCAUUCUUUCGAGUCAUUAAAUCUAACCAAGGCUAAGGCAGGGUUAGCUAUUCAUAACCCUAAUUUAUUGAAUAUGAGUGUUGUUGAAGCUUUUAAAAGUGUUGUUGAUGAGCUUGGGGCUCAUGGUUUAAUGGUGGUGCUUGAUAACCAUGUUAGCCUGCCUAAAUGGUGUUGUCCUCAAGAUGAUGGAAAUGGGUUCUUUGGUGAUGUUCAUUUUGAUCCUACAGAAUGGCUAAUUGGUUUAGCCAUUGUGGCUAAGCUCUUCAAGGGUAAACCUCAGGUGGUUGCAAUGAGCAUGAGAAAUGAAUUACAUGGUCCAUAUCAAAAUGAACUUGAUUGGUAUAAAUUCAUUCAACAAGGAGCAACAAUGGUUCACAAACUAAAUCCUCAAGUACUAGUCGUUGUUUCAGGGCUAGUUUGGGGCACAGACCUCACCUUCUUAAAGAAAAAGCCCUUAAGCUUGGGAUCCAAUAACUUGGAUAACCAGUUAGUGUAUGAGACACAUUGGUACUCAUUUGCUGGGGAUCCAAAAAUUUGGGAAGUACAACCGUUAAACAGGAUUUGCAACCUUAAAUCCCAAAUACUAACUGACCUGACCGGAUUCGUUAUAACCGGCGAGAACCCGGUUCCUCUGUUCUUAGGGGAAGUUGGGAUUGAUCAAAGGGGUGUGAAUGAGGCAGAUAACAGAUUCUUUAACUGUUUUUUGGCCUAUGUUGCUGAAAAUGAUCUUGAUUGGGGCUUGUGGGCAUUUCAAGGAAGCUAUUAUUUUAAGGAUGGUGAAACUGGACAUGAAGAGACUUAUGGUCUUAUGAAUUUUGAUUGGGACGAAUUUAGAAAUCCAGAAUUUGAUGAUAGAUUGUGGCUUAUAAAGCAGACAAUGCAAGAUACAAAACCAAAAUUUUCAACCUCAUAUCUGAUGUAUCAUCCACAAAGUGGCCGUUGUGUAAAUGCUACUGAAAAUAAUGAAAUUUAUGCAACUAAAUUUCAAGAACCAAGUCUGUGGAGUCAUGAUGGAGAUGGAGCUCCAUUAAGGUUAAUGGGUUCUGCUCAAUGCCUAAAAGCUAUUGGUGAUGGGCUUGAGCCAGUCCUCUCAAGGGAUUGCUUGGGCCAACCAAGUUCUUGGAUUUCACUCUCAAACUCUAAGCUUCAAUUAGGCGUCAGAAAUGAAAAUGGUGAUUAUUUAUGCUUGGAGAUGGAAUCUUUCAACUCUUCCAAGAUCUUGACUAGAAAAUGUAUUUGUAUUGAAGAUGAUUCUGAUUGUCAAGAAAAUCCACAAAGCCAGUGGUUUAAGCUUGUUAAAAAUAAUGUAAAAGUGGCUAAUUAGCACUUUUUGACAUAAUGAAAAAAAUAAGAUUAGACAUUGAUGGAUUUGAAUAGAAAAUGUGAUAAGGCUUGUAAUAUAUUAUAUGCUUAACUAUAGUAUUCCUUAAA
Molecule: messenger RNA, 1801 nt
Organism: Mercurialis annua (annual mercury)
Lineage: Eukaryota; Viridiplantae; Streptophyta; Magnoliopsida; Malpighiales; Euphorbiaceae
Product: glycosyl hydrolase 5 family protein-like
Exons: 3
Coding region: 69-1694 (541 amino acids)
Molecular function (GO): hydrolase activity, hydrolyzing O-glycosyl compounds
Source: RefSeq, a predicted model, not a curated record